AGUAAGCAAUUGGCUUAAUUUACAGAAUAAUGAAACAACAUUUUAUCAUUUAGAAUGCAGGACCGUUCGCAUAAAUAGAUGUACACCAACUCCGGCGUUCGCAGUGUUAAUUGUGGUUUAGUUCUGUAGGUUCUGUAUAGUGUAUAGUAGUAGAUUAAUCGCUUUUUAAUACCGGUAUCAGUAUUUAUUGAAAGCUAUUUUCAUAUUGCCUUAUAUGUAAUAAGGGAAAAGUUCGCAGGCGAGCCCUUUCCACAAUUUAUUUUGAAAAUUUUUUAGUAUAGAUAAGAAGGAAACAUUUACAAUAAUAGAAGAUGAACGGGAUAAAUUCGGUUAACGGAAAUGCCGAUAACGAUGGGUAUUUACCUUUACCACAAGGAUUUGCUACUGCCGCCAUACACGCUGCCCAUGAACCGGAAAAAUGGGAACAUAUGAGUGUGGUCCCCCCAAUAGUCAUGUCCACCACAUUUAAACAACACAGUCCAGCAGUCCCAAAGAUAUACGAGUAUGGAAGAUCGGGAAAUCCUUCGCGAAAUACUUUGGAAGAAUGCUUAGCAGCAGUUGAAGGGGCCAAGUAUGCAAUGUGCUUCGCUUCAGGCUUGGGAGCAACGAGCACACUUUUUGGACUCUUUAAUUCCGGCGACCACAUUAUUUGCGGUGACGACUUGUAUGGAGGAAUUAGCAGACUUUUUAGGAUAGUUGGCAAGCCUCUUGGUUUAGAAAUUACCUUUGUAAAUGCUACUAAUUUAGAAGAAGUCGAAAAAGAUGUUAAACCUAACACCAAGAUGAUAUGGAUUGAGACACCAACAAAUCCAACUUUAAAAGUAAUCGAUAUAGCAGCAGUUUCUAAAAUUGCCAAAAAACACAAAAUACUUCUAGCUGUUGACAAUACAUUUUUAACGCCGUAUUUCCAAAGGCCUUUGGAGUUGGGGGCCGACUUAUCAGUUUAUUCCCUUACAAAAUACAUGAAUGGUCACUCUGAUAUAGUAAUGGGUGCCAUUGUGGUAAACGAUGAGGCCUUACAUAACAAAAUACGAUUUUUACAAAACGCGAUGGGCAUUAUACCAUCACCGUUUGAUUGUGCACAAGUGAAUAGAAGUCUGAAAACUUUGGCCCUUAGGAUGCAACAACAUUCUAAGAAUGCCAUAGCUGUUGCCAAAUUUUUGGAGGGUCAUCCAAAUGUUAUUAAAGUUUUACAUCCAGGGUUACCUUCUCAUCCUCAACAUAAACUUGCGAAAAAACAGACUGCAGGGCACAGCGGGAUGAUUUCUAUUUAUAUAAAGGGCGGACUGGAGGAAUCGAGAAAGUUUCUAAGUUCCCUCCAGGUUUUCACUCUUGCAGAGAGUUUGGGAGGGUAUGAGAGCCUUGCAGAAUUACCAUCAAUUAUGACACAUGCUUCUGUACCUGAAGAACAAAGAAAUGAAUUAGGAAUAUCGGACAAUCUUAUUAGAUUAUCUGUCGGUAUUGAAGAUGUUGAAGAUCUCAUCCAAGAUCUUAAACAAGCUUUAGAAACGAUAAAAUAAAGCCUGUUGCUUUGAAAUAUA
Messenger RNA from Agrilus planipennis (emerald ash borer), 1541 nucleotides. RefSeq names its product cystathionine gamma-lyase. Gene Ontology annotation, molecular function: pyridoxal phosphate binding; cystathionine gamma-lyase activity. Gene Ontology annotation, biological process: transsulfuration. Gene Ontology annotation, cellular component: cytoplasm. The transcript has 7 exons. Lineage: Eukaryota; Metazoa; Arthropoda; Insecta; Coleoptera; Buprestidae. The record is from RefSeq and is a predicted model, not a curated record. Bases 312 to 1520 code for a protein of 402 amino acids.